Messenger RNA from Exaiptasia diaphana, 1424 nucleotides. Its product is annotated as ETS-related transcription factor Elf-1. Gene Ontology annotation, cellular component: nucleus. Gene Ontology annotation, molecular function: DNA-binding transcription factor activity, RNA polymerase II-specific; sequence-specific DNA binding. Gene Ontology annotation, biological process: cell differentiation; regulation of transcription by RNA polymerase II. NCBI's taxonomy places the organism in Eukaryota, Metazoa, Cnidaria, Anthozoa, Actiniaria, Aiptasiidae. The record is from RefSeq and is a predicted model, not a curated record. The transcript has 5 exons. The coding region runs from base 179 to 751 and encodes 190 amino acids.
GAAAGAUUUCGUGUUGUUGUCAGUUGGUCUCGMCGUGAACACUAAAAAGCAUUGCAGGCUGUAGGAACUAGCUAUUUUUAUCCAGCCUWAAGGCGACAACACCGCUAAAAGGCUUCAUACGAAACUGUUCAGAGAACGAAAGUUCAGGAUCAAAAAGGUCUGUAGGAAGACACAAGUCAUGUCAGAAGAUCGAAAGAGACUGAGCAGUAGCAAGACCGCUCUCCAUUUGUGGGAAUUCCUGCUCGAAUUGUUGGCUGACGAAAACUGCUCAUCAAUGAUCUCAUGGACAAAAAAGGACCAGGGCGAAUUCAAAUUACGUAAUCAAGAAGAAGUGGCGAAGCGUUGGGGYGACGUYAAACAAAGACCAGGGAUGAACUACGACAAGUUGAGUCGUGCACUACGAUAUUACUACCAGAAGAACAUUAUCAGGAAGGUGAACGGUCAACGGUUGGUGUACAAGUUUGUAGAACUACCAUACGAAUACAAGCCAGUCAAAAAACUAGAAGCCUUCGAAGAGAACCACAGUCUAACAACCAGACACACUGCACACAUGCUCCCAAUUAARAAAGAGUGCGACGACCAAUUCAGAGUAACACAAGAACCAAUCAACGAAAAGCUUUCAGGGCACGUCAAAGCCGAGCCUGUGAGCCGAGUUAUCGUUUCAAAGCCUACCUCUGUAAUAGUGAGAUGUGGUCGCGCACGCGCACUUCAUCAUCAUGUUCCCACACUUGAAAGCUCAACGUCAACUUAAUUAAUAUUCUAUUGUUUUUCAUUUGACUUUUAAUCCAACUGCGCAUGUACAUUAAGUAUUUAUAGAUAUAAUCGUCAAGGUAAAAUAAGGUUUUCGUUGUUUUGAUUUUUUAUUUUCGUGUUUUUUGCUUGUUUGUUUUUGUUUUCCCGUCCUUUAUUUUUGUUUAGCUUUAUAAGAGAGAGAACGUUAAGUGUGUGAAAUAUUAUUACACUAGUACACCUUCGUAGUCUUUAGUUUUGUCCAUAAGACUAUUCCAAAUCGAGUAAGUAAUUUCUGUUCUUGUUUGAGUUCAGAAUUAAAGUAAGAAAGCUACAAAUUGAUGCCCCACGUWUUCAAAUUUUCACUAAAAUGGUUCAGGUUAAGAUAGACUCUUUUGCAGAUAUUAUUAAACGUCUGCCAAGGAGGCUUUGUAACUGCCGAUAAAAUCCAAUGCAAGUCAAUUAACCUGAAUCCCGUUAGAAAAUUAUGUAUAGGUCCACACAAGUGAGUGAUAGUYACAACAUUUAAUUCUAACGUCCUCAGAUAAAGUAUUAUAAGUCGAAAUAGAUGUUCAAAAAAACAGAAAGAAGGCCAAAAAAAAAAAGAAAGCAAAGAAGCUGUUAAUUGAGUGACUAUAAAACUAUACGCAAAUGUAAAUAUAAAGUGUUUAUCAAAAAUAAAAAUAUUUUGACAA